Messenger RNA from Hymenoscyphus albidus, 2983 nucleotides. Lineage: Eukaryota; Fungi; Ascomycota; Leotiomycetes; Helotiales; Helotiaceae. The record is from the annotation of a GenBank genome assembly.
AUGCCAGAUCACAAACAGCUGCGCCAGUUAUCAGACCACGGCGAUUGUUUCUCAGAAGUGCUAAUAUUCCUGCGACAACAGAGACAGCUAUUUGCGCGGAGUGAAAGAGUAAAGGGAAUUGAUUUCCAUCCUGUGGAGCCAUGGAUUUUGACCACUUUGUAUAGUGGUAUUUCAAACACCGAAUAUAAUUCUCCUACGUUGCUAAUUAGCCCCAGGUCAUGUCUACAUAUGGUCGUACGAGACUCAGGUACUUCUGACUUCUGCCAGCACUCACAGCCAUCGACUGACCUCUUCUAGGCCAUAGUAAAGACAUUUGAACUGACAGAUGUUCCCGUACGUGCUGGACGCUUCAUAUCGAGGAAGAACUGGAUUGUCUGCGGUUCUGAUGAUUUCCAAUUGCGAGUUUACAACUACAACACCUCCGAGAAAAUUACCUCCUUCGAAGCCCACCCAGAUUACAUUCGAGCGAUCGUGAUCCACCCUACACAACCUUUCGUACUCACAGCUUCCGAUGACAUGACAAUAAAGCUCUGGGAUUGGGAGAAAGGAUGGAAGUGCGUUCAGGUUUUCGAGGGACACAGCCAUUAUGUUAUGGGUCUUGCAAUCAACCCCAAGGACACCAACACAUUUGCCUCAGCAUGUUUGGAUAGAACAGUCAAAAUUUGGAGCUUGGGCUCUGCGACCGCCAACUUCACGCUUGAAGCACACGAGCACAAGGGUGUAAACCACGUAGACUACUACCCACAAGCCGACAAACCAUACCUCCUCACAACCUCAGACGACCGAACAGUCAAGAUUUGGGAUUACACCACAAAGUCUUUGAUCGCAACCUUGGAAGGACACACGAGUAAUGUUUCGUUUGCCUGCUAUCACCCAGAGUUGCCAGUCAUUAUUUCCGGUUCCGAGGAUGGAACUGUCAAGAUCUGGCACGCCAAUACCUACCGACUGGAGCAAUCACUAAAUUAUGGACUUGAAAGAGCCUGGUGUGUCAGCUAUCAGAAGGGUAAGCAGGGUGUUGGUGUUGGUUUUGAUGAGGGUGCAGUCGUUGUAAAGAUGGGACGAGAAGAGCCAGCAGUUUCUAUGGACGGCUCAGGAAAAUUGAUUUGGGCAAGACAUAGCGAAGUUGUGUCUUCAAUUAUCAAGGGUGGUGGUAAGUUGCAGAUUCAUGAACCACAAUUCAGAAAUUUACGUUAAUGAUUUCUAGAUGCGUCCUUGAAGGACAAUGAGCCAAUAUCCCUUCCUACAAAAGAUCUUGGUACCUGCGAAGUCUACCCUCAGACACUUCUUCAUUCUCCUAAUGGCCGAUUCGUUUCGGUGUGUGGAGAUGGUGAAUUUAUCAUCUACACUGCUCUUGCUUGGAGAAACAAGGCUUUUGGUUCUGCUCUGGACUUUGUAUGGGGCUCGAAAGAGAACAGCAACGACUAUGCCAUUCGCGAAUCAGCUACAAGCGUCAAAAUCUUCAAGAACUUUGUUGAGAAACCUGGUGGACUUGAUGUUGGAUUCCAGGCCGAGGGGUUGACUGGUGGUAUUCUGUUGGGUGUUAAAGGACAAGGUGGUGUCGGAUUUUAUGAUUGGCAAACUGGUGGUCUGAUCCGAAGAAUUGAAGUUGACCCUAUUGAGGUUCGUACCACAAAAUCUACAAAUUUAAUAUUGCUGUGCUGAUUACUUUUCUUCAGGUUUACUGGUCGGAAAAUGGCGAGUUAGUCUCGAUUGCUUGCGAAGAUACAUUUUACGUUCUUCGAUUUUCGAGAGAAAACUACAUUGCCGCUGUUCAGAAUGGUGAGGUUGAUGAUGAUGGAGUUGAAGCUGCAUUCGAAGUUGUGACCGAUAUCAAUGAGAGGUAUGUGUGUUUCGCGUCCUACAGUUUCUAAACGUGCUAAUUGUCACAGUGUACGGACUGGAGAAUGGGUGGGUGACUGCUUCAUCUACACAAACAGUACCAACCGUCUGAAUUACCUGGUCGGUGACCAAACAUAUACAAUUUCUCACUUUGACCAACCGAUGUAUCUUUUGGGUUAUAUUCAACGCGAUUCAAGAAUAUAUCUCGCCGACAAGGAUGUCAACGUUACCUCCUUUUCUCUCUCGCUUUCUGUUGUCGAAUAUCAGACUUUGGUACUCCGCGAUGAUAUGGAAUCGGCCGAAGAACUUCUCCCUACCAUCCCUGCCGAUCAACUAAACAAAAUUGCUCGUUUUCUGGAAGGCCAGGGUCAUAAAGAGCUGGCGCUGGAAGUUGCCACUGACCCAGAGCACAAAUUUGAGCUGUCCCUGGCUCUUGGCGAAUUACCGGUUGCACUGGAGCUGGCCCGAGAGGCCAACGCUGAACACAAAUGGAAAACAGUUGGUGAUGCUGCGCUGGCUGCGUGGGACGUUGCGUUGGCAGCGGAAUGCUUUACCAAUGCCAAGGAUCUCGGGUCCCUGCUCCUUCUCCACUCCUCGACCGGUGAUAGAGAUGGUCUUCAGGCAUUGAGUUUACAAGCUCAAGAAGCUGGGGCUCACAAUGUUGCAUUUACAUGCCUGUGGCUUCUUGGUGAUGUGGAGGGUUGCAUUGGUCUCCUUUCCCGCACUGGACGUUCGGCCGAGGCGGUUCUCUUCUCUCAGACCUAUAAGCCAAGCCUUACCGUCAAGACGGUUGCCUCGUGGAAAGAGAGUUUGGAGAAGGAGAAGAAGGGGAGAGUUGCUAAGACUGUGGGUGUACCUGGUGAGGAUGAGGAGUUGUUCCCGGAGUGGGAGGAAUGGUUGAAACUGGAGAGUGAGGGGGGUGUAAACUUGAUUGAUGUCAAUGGUGGCGGUGAAGAAGCUGAGGCUGAGGCUGAGGCAGAUGGGGAAGAGGAAAGUGAAGGAGCUGAGGGUGAAGAGGAAGAGGACGAGGUUGAGUAGAUGAUGGGGUUAGUAGCUGUUUUUUCUAGUUUAAUGAAUGAGUGAGUCAGUGUAUGGAUUCUUGUUCUUUACUUUACUUUUUUUGGGGUGGUAUGUUGAAAAUUGG